Hemicordylus capensis (graceful crag lizard) is the source of this 4741-nucleotide messenger RNA. Its product is annotated as oocyte zinc finger protein XlCOF6-like. The record is from RefSeq and is a predicted model, not a curated record. Bases 568 to 3243 code for a protein of 891 amino acids. Gene Ontology annotation, biological process: regulation of transcription by RNA polymerase II. The transcript has 6 exons. Gene Ontology annotation, molecular function: RNA polymerase II cis-regulatory region sequence-specific DNA binding; DNA-binding transcription factor activity. Lineage: Eukaryota; Metazoa; Chordata; Lepidosauria; Squamata; Cordylidae.
CAAACGCUUGGUGUCCAUCCACGGACGGACACCAAGCGUUUUAUUAGAGAGGAUUAGAUUUAUAUACCGCCCUUCCAAAGUGGCUCAGGGCGGUUGGGUUUAUAUCCCACUCUUCCUCCAAGGAGCCCAGAGCAGUGUACUACAUACUUAGGUUUCUCCUCACAACAACCCUGUGAAGUAGGUUAGGCUGAGAGAGAAGUGUCUGGCCCAGAGUCACCCAGCAAAUAUCAUUGCUAAAUGGGGAUUUGAACUCGGGUCUCCCCGGUCCUAGUCCAGCACUCUAACCACUACACCACGCUGGCUCUGGAAUCCUUGUUAGAGGGAACAUUGGUUCCGGACUGCCACGAUGGGAAAGGGGCAAAAGCUGUGCAUGUGUACAACGCUGGUUCGGAUGUCCAGCAUGGUUUCAUAAAAGUCUUUAAUAAUAGCAAUUGAAUGCCAGUUCAAUAUUAGUGUUGGCUUUGCAGAACACAGUGGCCCCACCAAUUACAGCAGUUCCUAAUGUGAAGCAGAGCCUGACGGAAGAACAACUUUGACCUUGUUGGAGGGUUCCUUUUGGAGCACCAGAUGGAAUUGCAAGACCCAGCUUGCCCAGAUCUAAUCAUGGCAGGGAGCAGUGAGGAAUUCUGGGUAAGGAAUGUGCAGAAGAUCCUGGAUGAGGACAUGCUCAGUCCAGAUGUACAGUGUCAGCACUUCAGGCAGUUCUGCUACCAGGAGGUUGAGGGGCCCCGAGAGGUUUGCAGUCAACUCCACCAUCUUUGCCGUCAGUGGCUCAAACCAGAGCAACACACAAAAAACCAGAUCCUGGACCUGGUGAUCCUGGAGCAAUUCCUGGCCAUCUUGCCCCUGGAGAUGAAAAGCUGGGUCAGAGAGUGUGGGCCAGAAACCAGUUCGCAGGCAAUGGCCCUGGCAGAAGUUUUCCUUCUGAGCCAGGCAGAGGACAAGAAGCUGGAAAAACAGCAGGUGCUGGGGCAGUUAGCAGAAGUGACUGCCAAUUUCUCUGAGGCAGAGAAGGCUCUAUCAGUCACAAGGCAGAAGCUGCUGUCCAGGGAGAUCUCUCAGGAGGAUGACAGAAAUGCCGCCUCGCUGGGCUGUGGAAAAACACGGAUGGUGUGUGCAAGAUCGUCUCCAGUGGGCGAUGGAGGAGAAACAGCUUCCAAGCAACCAGACCAGGGUGCUGUGUCCUUUGAGGAGGUGUCUGUGAAUUUCACUGAGGAGGAGUGGGCUGUUCUGGAUCCAGACCAAAGAGCCCUACACAGGGAAGUCAUGGAGGAGACUCAUCAGAAUGUGGCCUCUCUGGCAGGUGACGAGUGGAAGAGCAGGACUGAGGGAGAAGUAUGCAGAGCAUUAGUGGAAAGAGUGGGAUGUACAGAAGGGGGACAGCAGAGAAAGGAGACAGAAGUAAAAGAGGAAAGGAGGAAUGAAUUAUCUGCUCUUCAUGCUCAUGACUGCCAGGAAACCCCAAUCCAAGAGAAAAAAGACAAAAUAAAUGAAUGGAGGAAGCACUUUGGCAAAAUCUUUGGUUGUAAAUCAAUGCUUAAACGUCACUGGAGAAUCAAGAGAGGAAAUACGCCAUUUAAGAACUUUGAGUGUGGAAAGAGGUUCAGUCAGAGCUCAGAUCUUGCAGAGCAUCAAAGAGUUCACACAAGAGAGAACUCAUUUAAAUGUAUGGUGUGUGGAAAGAGCUUCUGUUGGAGCUCAGAGCUUAAGAGACACCAAAGAAUGCACACAGGAGAGAAACCAUUUAAAUGUUUGGAGUGUGGAAAGAGAUUCAGCCAGAGGGAACACCUAGAAGUACACUUAAGAAUUCACACAGGAGAGCAACCAUUUAAAUGCUUACAGUGUGGAAAGAGCUUUUGUCGGAGCUCAAAACUUAGGCAGCAUCAAAGAAUUCACACAGGAGAAAAACCAUGUAAAUGUCUGAAGUGUGGAAAGAGCUUCAGUUGGAGCUCAGAUCUUAAGAGACAUGAAGUUAUUCACACUGGAGAAAAACCAUUUCCAUGUUUGGAGUGUGGGAAGAGCUUCAGUCAGAACUCAGUCCUUAAAAUCCAUCAAAGAAUUCAUACAGGAGAGAAACCAUAUACAUGCGUGGAGUGUGAAAAGAGCUUCAGUCGAAGAUCAGCUCUUACCAAACAUCAAAGAAUCCACACAGGAGAGAAACCAUUUAAAUGCUUGGUGUGUGGUAAGAGCUUCUGUCAGAGUUCAGCACUUACAAGACAUCAAAGAAAUCAUGCAGAAGAGAAACCAUUUAAAUGCUUGGAGUGCGGAAAGAGCUUUUGUUGGAGCUCAAAACUUACGCAACAUCAAAGAAUUCACACAGGUGAUAAACCAUGUAAAUGUCUGGAGUGUGGAAAAAGCUUCAAUUCAAGCUCAGAUCUUAGGCGACAUGAAGUUAUUCACACUGGAGAAAAACCAUUUCCAUGUUUGGAGUGUGGGAAGAGCUUCAGAGAGAACUCAGUCCUUAAAAUCCAUCAAAGAAUUCAUAGAGGAGAGAAACCAUAUACAUGCGUGGAGUGUUUAAGGAGCUUCAGUCAAAGAUCAGCUCUUACCAAACAUCAAAGAAUUCACACAGGAGAUAAACCAUUUAAAUGCUUGGUGUGUGGUAAGAGCUUCUGUCAGAGUUCAGAACUUACAAGACAUCAAAGAAAUCAUGCAGAAGAGAAACCAUUUAAAUGCUUGGAGUGCGGAAAGAGCUUUUGUUGGAGCUCAAAACUUACGCAACAUCAAAGAAUUCACACAGGUGAUAAACCAUGUAAAUGUCUGGAGUGUGGAAAAAGCUUCAAUUCAAGCUCAGAUCUUAGGCGACAUGAAAGAACUCACACAGGAGAGAAACCAUUUACAUGUCUGGAGUGUGGGAAGAGCUUCAGUCAGAACUCAGUCCUCACAAUCCAUCAAAGAAUUCACACAGGAGAGAGACCAUUUCAGUGUUUUGAGUGUGGAAAGAGCUUUAGUCAGAGAGCAGCUCUUACAAAACAUCAAAGAAUUCACACAGGAGAGAAACCGUUUAAAUGUUUUGAUUGUGGAAAGAGCUUUAGUUGUAAAGCAGUGCUUACAAAACAUCAAAGAAUUCACACAGGAGAGAAACCAUUUAAAUACCUUGAGUAUGAAAGCAACUUCUGUCAGAGCUCAGAUCUUACACAACAUGAAAACAUUCAUACUGAAGAGUUUGGCUUCGCUUUGAACCCUGGCCAGAGCCCCCUGACUGUUUCUUUGGCUUCAAAACUCUAUUUCACUGAUUUCUGAGAACCGGGUUGCUUCUCUUUCACACCUGGGAAAUAGCUGUUACUGUGUGGGACACUAGGAUUAAUUAAUACAGAUGGAGGAACUUCUCUGUUGCCUUUGUUUUCCUGCUAGAGCUAUCACCUGUCAAGGUCUGGCCAAAUGCCAGGGAAGUUCACGGCUUGGCUGAAUGCUGUCGACUGAAUGACGUACGUUGUUUUUCAGCAAGGAGUAGACGGCUGGUGACAGGAUUUAUAGUGGAAGCCGAUAGCUCCCAGCUGGCAAUAAUUCACGGCUUAUCAGCCUUCAGCAAGAGGCGUUUGCUCCUUCUAAUAGAUUCUAAUUGCGUUCUGCGUUUAGUGCGCCUGCGUUGUUGUGGUGUCAGUGUUUCAUUGCAUAGUUCUUCUUCCAAUUGGUCUCUCACGCUUUCUGCUGACUCAGGUUGUUGUGCCUGCUCUAAAUCAUUAGUUGGAUCUACUACAGCCGUUUCAUGAACGCUGACAGCCGGGCUCUGCCCCUCAGACACUCCUGACUCGGCUGGAAAGUUGACAGCUUCCCCUUCCUCCUCGCUGUUGGAGAUCGAGGGCGUGACAUCACCAAUCAUGGUUGAAACCAUUUUCUAGGGCUGAGGAUACUUUACUUUACACAUGCAUAGCAGCUCAUGGAAUCUAUUAGAUAAUAUUCUAGUGGUCUUCCUGUGUCUAGACAGCCAGAUAUGCCAGAUUCCCAGUGUAAAAAUGUCUACUUGUUCAUGUUAACUUUUAAAGUAAGGAGAAUGGGACAAACAGUGGAGGGUUUUUUUAGUUCUCUUUCUAGAGAAGGGACUCAGAGGCUUGUAGUCUGACUUCUGUGCCUUGCCAGAAGCCACCUUCCUUUUGUCCUUGACUGGGGACAACUAUAACGCAGAUCAACAUGUUAGAGGAGAGGUCGCCACCCCCCACUUGGCCUGGCACACAGAAUGUGCCGUGGAAUCCUCAGAGAGGGAGGGAGAAACCUCUCUCUCGCCGUGCUGAGGCUCAGCCGCCAUAUGAAAGGCACACUACGAGCCGAGGAUGAAGCGCUGGCGCUCUGUCUCCCUGGUUCCCUUCUAAACUGGCCUGGGGCCCACAGAAAAUAUUGAGGAGGAAGGGAGGAGAGAAGAUAAACACAAAACUCAAUUGGCUCAGAUAUUAGAGUGGAGAAAACGGAGCUCAAAAUAGUAGCACCUGCUUGGAGCGAGGCAGGGCGAAGAACCAGAUUAGGAAAUAUGACUGUUGCUGGUGUAUAUCUUAUGUUUCUUUUUAGAUUGUGAGCCCUUUAGGGACAGGGAUCCAUCUUAUUUAUUUAUUAUUUCUCUGUAUAAACUGCCCUUAGCCAUUUUUGGAAGGGCAGUAUAGAAAUCAAAUAAGUAAGUAAGUAUGAAAGAAUGCCUAUGGUAUUUUUGAACUAAUUUCCCCCCUUGUUCCAUCUGGAUCAUUAUUUGCCUAUAAACUCUGUUCCUGUUAUUGUAAUAAAGCAGACAUUUUGCUUUUUCAUGCUAAAA